Molecule: messenger RNA, 2412 nt
Organism: Helianthus annuus (common sunflower)
Lineage: Eukaryota; Viridiplantae; Streptophyta; Magnoliopsida; Asterales; Asteraceae
Product: serine/threonine-protein kinase fray2
Exons: 22
Coding region: 137-2290 (717 amino acids)
Biological process (GO): protein phosphorylation
Molecular function (GO): protein kinase activity; protein serine/threonine kinase activator activity; ATP binding
Source: RefSeq, a predicted model, not a curated record
GGAACGGUAGGGUGCUCGGAGUGAGUGAGUGUGCAGAUAGAAAGAAGAUAAUAAUCAAAUCCAAAUAUCAAUAUCAAUAAAAUCACCACCGUCUGUCUUCUUCUCCGUCAACUUCUUUUCAGAUCACCCUUAAUUAAUGGGCCCCCGUCAGACCACCUACACCACCAAUCCAGACGACUACAACCUUCUAGAAGAAGUCGGUUACGGUGCCAGUGCCACCGUCUACCGCGCGAUCUAUCUUCCCUCCAAUGACGUCGUCGCCGUUAAGUGUCUGGAUCUCGAACGCAUCAACAGCAAUCUCGAUGAUAUUCGAAGGGAAGCCCAAACAAUGAGUUUGAUAGACCACCCUAAUGUGAUAAGAGCAUUUUGUUCAUUUGUUGUCAACCAAAAUCUUUGGGUGGUUAUGCCAUUCAUGGCCGAAGGUUCAUGUCUACAUCUUAUGAAAACAGCGUAUCCAGAUGGCUUUGAAGAAUCAGCGAUCGCAUCUAUUCUCAAAGAGACCCUUAAGGCUUUGGAGUAUUUGCAUCAACAUGGACACAUACACCGUGAUGUUAAGGCUGGAAAUAUACUUCUUGACACUAAUGGGGUGAUAAAGCUUGGGGACUUUGGUGUGUCAGCUUGUAUGUUUGAUAGAGGGGAUAGACAACGUUCUAGAAAUACUUUUGUAGGAACUCCUUGCUGGAUGGCACCAGAGGUGCUGCAACCAGGAAGUGGAUAUGAUUUCAAGGCUGACAUUUGGUCGUUUGGAAUUACCGCACUUGAGUUGGCUCAUGGUCACGCCCCUUUCUCAAAGUAUCCUCCAAUGAAGGUUCUCUUGAUGACUAUUCAAAAUGCACCCCCUGGACUUGAUUACGAUCGGGAUAAACGGUUUUCUAAGUCUUUUAAAGAGUUGGUUGCGAUGUGUUUGGUGAAAGAUCAAACAAAAAGGCCAACUGCUGAGAAGUUGUUAAAACAUUCUUUUUUUAAACAAGCAAAACCACCAGAGCUCUCUGUAAAGAAGCUUUUUGCUGACUUGCCGCCACUGUGGCACCGUGUGAAAGCUCUCCAGAUUAAAGAUGCUGCCCAGCUAGCUCUUAAGAAGAUGCCGUCAGCAGAACAAGAAGCCAUAUCACAGAGCGAGUACCAGCGAGGCGUUAGUGCCUGGAACUUUGACAUUCAAGAUCUAAAAUUCAAAGCCUCCUUGGUGCAAGAUGAUGACGAAAAUCAAGAUGCCAAAGAAGAUGACGCGCAUGCUACUUCAUCUGCCAAUCACGAUGCAUCCGGUUCAAAGGCUACACCUGGCGAACUAAACUCCACAAGCGAGAUUGUUUCAAGUGAUGAGGUGGUCCCGUCUGAAUCCCCGAGCAAUGAGAGAAAUACUCCGGAAAGUGAUACGUCAGACGGUAAUAAAGGGAACACUCUAGAAAACAACAGAACAAAAACCGAGCAACUCCCAUCUACCUCAGAUAAAGAUGCAAUUCCAGCUAAAACUAGAAUUUUAACGGGAAGAAAUCGACAAACGCAAAGUGGGCCCCUAGUGGCGGGUGUGGUCUUAAAUCAUUCUAAAUUAGAAAGAACUCGUACUUUAGAGAGGUCUGACAAUGAAAGCUCACAAGCAAUCGAUAAAAAACAUCUGGUAAGGAGAGCUCCCAGUUUUAGUGGUCCUUUGAAUCUUCCAAACCGCGCUUCGGGAAACAGUUUAUCUGCUCCAAUAAAACCAACAGGAGGAUACAGGGAAUCAUUGGAUGAAAAAUCAAAAGCAAAUUUAGUACAAAUAAAAGGACGGUUUUCUGUGACAUCUGAAGAUCUUGAUCUUGUAAAGGAUAUUCCGAUAUGUACAGUCCCCCGACGAUCGCCUCAGGACUCAUCACUGAGGAAGUCUGCAAGUGUGGGUGACUGGAUAUACGAUUCAAAUAAAAUGCCUAUCCCUAGGGAGAACAAUAGCAGUUCUGUACAUAGCAAUUUACCUGCAUCAUUCCUAAUGCCACACCUUCAAAACCUUUUUCAACAUACAUCACUUCAACAGGAUCUUAUUUUGAAUUUGUUGAAUAGCUUACAACCAGCUGAGGUGGCAGAGGCUUCUCAAAAUGGGAAAUUGCCCCCAUUGCCUCGCACUCCCGAGAACAACGGAUCUGUUGAAGUUUCUGAUAGAGAACGUUUACUGCUUACCAAGGUUUCUGAGCUACAAUCCAGGUUAACUACCUUGACCGAGGAAUUGACUGCAGAAAAGUUAAAAUACUUACAAUUGCAAGAGCGAGUUGAUGCAAUAACAAGUCGGGAAGAUGGGCAGAAAGGUGAAGCUGAUGCUUGAUACACUCGUGGAAAUAAUGCUGUAUAUUCUGUGGUACUUAAAAUCAAGAAAAUUGGGUGAUCUUCCUCAGCUGUGUAAUAAGUUUUGUUUAAAGAUUUCCCGAUCUUGAAAUGCCAAAAAAA